AUGAACAAAUUUUUUUAUUCAAUUGAUAAUAAUAAUAAUAAUAUUUCAUUUAAAAAUCAUACAUUAAUAUGGCCAUCACUAACACUUGGUAAUAUUGGUCAAUUAACAAUCGAUGUUUUAAUAUGUUCAUUCGAAUUCAAAAGAAUUGGUUUCAUUGUUGAUGAAAAUAUUACACCAAUCAUUGGAAAUGAUUGUUUUACAACAUUAGAUAAUAACAAUGGUAUAAUGUCAACAAGUAUUGAAGUUUAUCAAUCCUCAUUAUUUCCUUCAAUUACAUUAGUUCAACAAAGAUCACCAAUAGUUGAUGGUCGUAUUCCAAACUUUUCAGAAAAUUUAUUUAAAUGGAUCAAUGCAGAAGAAAUUAAAGAGAUUUUAUUCCUUUCAAGUAGUAAUGCAAAUAAAAGAGUUGAUUCUCAAUUAACAGGAUCACAAGUUAGAUUUAUUAAAUCAGAUAAUGUUGAUAAAAAUAUAAUUUCAAAAUUAAAUGAAAUGAAUAUUUCAGAGAUGGAAUUAACUGUACAAUCACCAGAGGGUGAAACAAUUCAACUUAGUAAUAGAUUAACUGGUUUAGCAAAAGAAAUUUAUUCAACAAUUAAUAGCAAAAACAACGACAACAACAACAAGGUUUCAUUUUUAUGUUUAAAUUUAUUCUGUUCAGAAGGUUAUAAUACUAAUGAAGCUUUACAAAUGUCAAAUUUAAUUUAUAAUUUCAUUAAAAAUCAAGAAUCACCAUCUUCACCACAAUUAAAAACUCCAUCUUGUUGGAAAUUACUUCAAGGUCCAACUUUUGAUCAAUCAUUAUUUUUUUAA
Dictyostelium discoideum AX4 is the source of this 810-nucleotide messenger RNA. RefSeq names its product proteasome assembly chaperone 2 (gene psmG2). The record is from RefSeq and is a predicted model, not a curated record. The coding region runs from base 1 to 810 and encodes 269 amino acids. Gene Ontology annotation, cellular component: nucleus. NCBI's taxonomy places the organism in Eukaryota, Evosea, Eumycetozoa, Dictyosteliales, Dictyosteliaceae. The transcript is spliced from 3 exons.